Messenger RNA from Megalopta genalis, 6380 nucleotides. The record is from RefSeq and is a predicted model, not a curated record. Lineage: Eukaryota; Metazoa; Arthropoda; Insecta; Hymenoptera; Halictidae.
GAGGGGCUUCGUACGGCCCUGGCGCGAUUGCGGCAUUGCACCCCCACGGGGGGUUCUCUGCCAAACGCACAGAACUCGUCCUCCACCCCGGAACACAAGAACCACCAGGGCUGUUUGGACGGCCGCGGGGCGAAUGGACGAAACAACAGGAACGGGAACAGGAACGGCGGCGGUUCGCGCAGCAACGGGACCGAUUCGGCGUCGGCGUCGGCGUCGGCGUCGGCGUCGGUGACAACGGCAGCGGCAGCAGCGGCGGCGGCGGCGGCGGCGGCGGCGACGGCGGCGGCGGCGUCGGCGGAAACGGAGGGAUCCGAGUCGCAGUCGCAGUCGCAGUCACAGGCGUCGCGUGCAGGCGGCUCUUCGCAUCGGCACAAUGGGACCGAGAAUAUCCGCGAUACCGAUUUGUUGUCUCACGCGACAUCCGCGCUGCGAAGACUGCACUUCAAGUCUACCGGCGGCAGCCGCAGUAGCUGCAGCGUGCCGAAGGUCGUUGUCAUGGGAUCGAGCACCGCGUCCGAGACCACGAUCAACACCAGCACCGACAGCGCCAACACCAUGCUCACGAUGGUGACCACCACGGACGGAGAACAGCCGGACGAUAGUUUCGAUCUGAUAGACAUCCCCUCGGAGAUGUCACCGCCCGCUCCACUGCCGGCGGCUCCAACGCCCGAGCCGGCUCCGCCGCCACCGCCUCCGCCGCCGCCGCCGCCGUCGUUUUUGCCGAUCGACGAGUAUUCCCAGGUGGAUCGGCCGUGCAUAGCCACGGCCACGGGCCAUAUAUCGAUCGCUGCCGCGCGAUCGGAGAUCACCGCCCGCCUCGAGGUCCGAGUGUCGAGCACCUCGAACCUCCUCGAGGACGUGGACGGUCCACCGGUCGCCGCGGCCAUGCUGGCCGCCAACAAUCUCGAAAACAACAACGCGCCCAGGUUGCCUUCCUCCGGUCGCACCCCCCCGUUGCCGGACCUCCGCGCGACCGACUUUUUCAGCACCCCGGUGAGAGGCUCGGUGGACGCGGGCCAGCCGGACCCCGACUUCAACCCGAUGCUGACCCUGAUCGUCGGGAAGGCGCGCGAGGACACCGGCCCGUCCUCCGACCGAUCCUACUCACGGCGGAACCACAACUCGUUCAGCGAGGGCAAGCACGGCCAGAGGAAGCCGAGCGUGAACGUGACCACGAACCCGCUGGACAUAUCGCUGGUCGGCGCUUGCGCCAGCAACGAGAGACCGUCGUCCGAUGGUCCUCCUGGUAGGACCGGACCACCGGCCGGCAAGAUCCGUGGAAGAGGCGCCGGUGAGUGGGGCCGAUCGAGAUCCGCGCACGAAUCUCAUCCCCUCGUUUCGACCAUUCAUUCAUGGGUCAGGCUCUUUUUCCCGUUUUGCGCAAUAGGGGGCAACACGGCCGGCAGCAAGAGAACCACGCAGGCGGCUACGAUCGUGGUGCAGCAGCCGUCGCUGUCGCUGGACGGGUCCACCGGGGCAGCGACCAUCCUCUUGCACCCGGAGGUGGACGUCAGACGCCGCGAAGAGAACAUGAGACAGCUGCUGGACGUCGCGAACACGUUGACGUUGCAGGAGAUACACGACUUCGAGAUGAGAUACGGUAGCCCGCACCACAGCAGGUCGCAGUCGGUGAAAACGCCCGGCAGCCGUUCGUCCGGCCGGCCAAAUUACUUGUGUCUUCCGCAACAGAGAUCGAGGGUCGCCAGUAUGCCGAACACGGGCGUCGAGGAGGAGUACUACAGGCAGAGACAUUUCAGUAUCACCGCCAAAGGGGUGGUAAACAGAGGCGACUCCCUCAAGAGUCGGAGAUCCCGGUCCAACAAUAGCGUCGCUUCGAGCAACUCGAGCACGGAACAUCUGACCGCUUCGUACCCCGGCUCGGCGAGGAACUCGGCGGCGGGAUCGCUGGCCAGCUCGAGGGAGAGCAGCGCGUCUCAGGGACCAACGCCGUACCAUGUUCUGAUGCUGGGCGCUCCGGCCGUCGGCAAGAGCUCGCUGGUCUCGCAGUUCAUGACCUCCGAAUACCUGCACGCUUACGACACCUCGAUCGACGACGAGUCCGGGGAGAAGACGGUGAGCGUGCUCCUGGCCGGGGAGGAGUCUGAGCUGACUUUCAUCGAUCACACCAGCACCGAGAUGACGCCGGAAACGUGCAUCGCGACGUACGAGCCGCACGCGUACUGCGUCGUCUACUCGACGACGGACCGGGCCUCGGUGCGAGUCGCCGAAGCGGUUCUACAAACUCUCUGGCGCAGCGACCACGUCUCCGCAAGGGCGGUGAUCCUCGUCGGCAACAAAGUCGAUCUCGAGCGCAGCCGGUUGGUCUCGACCGCGGAAGGAAAGUCGAUGGCCACGUCCUACGACUGCAAGUUCAUCGAGACGUCCGUCAUGAUCAACCACAACGUCGACGAGCUGUUGGUCGGCCUGCUGACGCAGAUCCGGCUGAAGCUCGAGAAUCCCGAGAGGGCGAGGGACCUGUUCCGGAAGAGGUCCAGGAAGAACCGCAGCAAAUCGCCGCUGGGCUCCUGCUCCGAGAACAACUCGCCGAAAAAGUAUCGCGGCAGUCGCACCAGCACGAGUCUGAAGGUGCGGAACUUGCUCGGCAAAGUAUGGGCGAGGGACAGCAAGUCGAAGAGCUGCGAGAACCUGCACGUACUCUAACUUCUCCGCGGAAUCCUGCGGACAAGGUCCGCGACCUUGAGGACUUUGUUCUCAUCGCCGAUCCAAUUCGCCGACGACGACGAUUCUUCCCGGUUUCGACGCGAUCAACGAAGAGAAGAAUGCGAGCGGCGACGACGACGAGCUCGUUGGCGAAAUAAUCGCGAUGCUCGAACGCCGGAAAAUCGAAGCGACGCAUAGGCGUCGCGAUCGGCUAAACGAGUCCGCUGUUGUACACAGAUGCAAACGUGUUUUUCACGACCACUACUUUAUACGACUCGAACGCGUCCGGUCGUCGUCGACGGACGGCCGUUUUGCCGUCGACGGGAUACUCGGAUCGAUGCGAUCGAUCGAGAUUUUACACUUGUAUAUUCGACGCCCGUGUGUACAAACGCGACGCGCGUACUCGCGAGUACUCGCCGUGGACGCACGGGAAUUUGUACGCGAGCAAAGCACGCCCGCCCGCACGCACGCACGCACGCAUUCGCGCGCUCCUUCUGCACGCGAGCAAAAACGCAAGAAAAAGAGAACACCGGCGCACGCGCGCGACCGUGUUUUUUCAUUGGGACCCUUUGCAAACCGAGACUCGUCUCGAUUCGGAACGAGAGAAACGCGUGCUUCGCGCGAGGCCGACCGCCGCCGCGUCCGACGCGGUCGGAUCCCUCGCCGCGCGUUCGUGCCGCGAGACGAAUACAUACUUUUCGACCGCGUUGUUUCGCUCGAAGCGAGAGCAACGUUGACGAUAGGAAACGCGGUCUUGUUAGCGCUUUCCAUCGCUGUUUCACUUUCCCCGAUCGUGCUCUUCCUCCUUUCUCGAUUGUUCGAUGUCGUUUACUGUGUCCGAUCGUGCCGAUGCAAACGCGAGUAAACCGAACCGAACGAUUCGCGCUUCUCGGGAGCCGUGUAGGACUGUUUUCCGUAGGUAAAACGUAAACCGUUUCGAUUACCGCUACUACGUCCAUCGUUGCACGUUUUCAAACAAAAUAUAGCGAGUAUAUUCGGUAGUUUGGGAACAGUUCUAGUUCGCGAAUUAGAACGCUCGUGCUUGGAAGUAUACGCAUCUCGGUUUACCGUUUCCUAUUUCUGCCUGUACAGAAGUUUCGAGCCGAGCGGCGCUCCGGCGCGCACGAAAAUUAUUUCACCGUCGCGUAGAACGCGCCGCCGCGCCUUGCUCGGAACUGUUCGGCCGUUACCGUUCCACGCGCGACGCGCGCCGCGCCCGUAGUCUCCGCGCUUCUACGACACUUACCGACGGCGGUCGAGCGGCGUAGCCCUCGACGCCGCCGUAGCCUGCGCGUGCACUCGCGUUUGAUAGGAAGGGAUCGUUUCUAUCGGCGAGGGAAACGCGUUUACUCCGCUGUCGCGGCAGGCGUUGGAAACGGAUGGGUCGACCGAGACAUCGAUCCUACGCUUUUUUCGAGCAAGGCACGGUGCGAAGGUAUGUAGCUUCCGUUCAAAUUUGUCUCGCAAACUUGUCGCGAUUCUAUCGCGAGUGUUCGACGACAUUCCUGCGCGAGAUUUUUUAGCGCGCACAACGUACGCAUGUAAUUUCUGCACUGAACAGCGCAUCCCAGGAGACUGGUCCGAAUUGUACAACGGUCGUCGACGAUUUCAGCUACUCGAUCUUUCAAGCACUUUGAUCUAUCUGUCUCUCGUUCGUUCUCUCUCUCUCUCUCUCUCUAUCUUUCUCUCUCUUUUCCACCUUCUCUCUUUGUCUCUCGCUUUUUCUACAACUUGCUCCGUCUUCCUCUUUCUUUAAACACGUAGCAAAGAACUCUCCGCGUCACGGGCGGCACGGCUGCGAGUCGUUUCUCUGGCGGGAGCAACGAGACCACGCCCACUCGCGCGUGGAAACCACGCCCGCUCGGGGCAAUACGCGGUUCGAUCGAGCAGAAUUUCGGCCCGAGAUCAUUUCCACGUUGCUCCCGAGCCAAAGAACGAUCGCGUCGCCCCACGAAAUAGAGGAAUCUCCCGUAGUACGCAGAGACAUAACGAGACUCUCGCUUAACGAACUCGAGUCGACUAGACUUACUCGACUAGGCUCGACUAGCCCGAUAAGGUUGUUACAACCGUCUAGGAUGAGAAUCACGAUCGCUUUCGGGAAUUUGUCGGUGAAUAGUUUUCACGAAUAUUCACGCUUGGCAUGACUCGUCGUAGCGCGUUCGAUUCUAUACUUACGCUUAUGGUAUAACCGAUAACCGCGGUACGAUGAUCGGGACGAACUUGCAGAGAAGCGUUUUGCAUUUGGUAUAAAUACGUUCGAAUGCGUGCAAUCCGAAACGUGUGUGUCCCGGAGAACUAAAAAACAGCGCGACACUGCGCGCGCAGCUCUCUCUCUCUCCCCCACUCUGUUCGUUUCUUCCGUUUUUUGGAUAUGCGAAUGCGUAUAUUGUACGGCUGUGUACAAACGUACGGCGAAUCGAUUCGUCUGUUUUUGUCCCUCGGACCUCUCCUACUCCCUCCCCCCCUUCGCCCGCCCCACCACUCGGAACGUGUUUCGAGCGGGAAAACUUGUUGUCCUCUGCUACUCCCUCGGCCGUUACCGCGAGCGAGAGCAGCGACGUUAAACGCGCCGCGCGCCCAGAGGUACACAAUAUGCUCGCGUUUUUCUUUUUGAAAGAAAAUCGAAAACGAGAGAGCCAUCUAAUUAGAAAAGGACCAAACCGAUAACGAAUAAGAAUACGAAUAGGCGAGAUACGAUGAAAUGUGCGAGGAAAUCGAACGAAGAAGGUUAGAAGAAAGCGACGAGGUAGAGAAAAUAAAAUGUAAUUUGUGCCGUUCGACGGGGUUACGGGCAAGAUGUUCGGUGACGAUUAUCCGUCCACCUACUCUUAAACUCUCGAGAAAAAUCCUUCGUGAACGUUUUUUCAGGCGGCUGUGAAUCGAAUCGAGAAUCGAAUUGAAUUGAUGUUGCGCGCGCGUCUGUGCCGAAUCAGUUUUUCGCGAAGGGGCCGAACAUUCUUGUCCGAACGGAGAGAGCGGGGUCCGCGUUGCACUCUGGAGAAACACGAUACGAGUUUCGAGGACAAUGCGGCCUGAACGCGAGCUAUGAUAAAUUCUUACACCAAGGUGCACGAGUGCACCGAGUGCGCAUGCAGUAGCGUACAAGAUCCGACGGACGAUGUCCCCGUAGCUCUUAGGUUCCAGUACCGUUGUUCUAACGCCAGAUGUCGCUGCCAGCGCCGCUACUGGCGCUGGAACGAACACACAGGUACGACGUACAACUCGCGCGGCCAGAUAAGCUGACGGAUGCCCACAAUGCGGACCACAGCCUAUCGAUUAGGCGAUUUCUUCGAUCGAUGUUAUUACGUACAUAUUAUUAUCCCCUGUACCUGCGCGCCCGUCAUGUAUUAUAUCCUUGUAAUACCGCGCCAAUUUUAUUGUCUGUUCUUGUUAGCGCGUCGUACAUCGUUGUCUGCAUAUUGAUCGUUACCAUCUAGAACAAAAAACAAACAAAAAAACAAAAAAUCGAGAGUUCCGUUUCUCAACGCCGAAUCGAGAGACCGGCGAAGAGGAUGCGACCGCGAUCGCGGGCUCGUUUUUGCGGCUCGAUCUGGUCUCGGUCUAUACGCCGCAAAAGGACAUCGAUAGAACGAUGACAAAAUGACCAGGACACCGACCAACACACCGUUACGAUAACUACAUAUUACGGACACUUCAUUCGUUUCUAUUUGUAUUUCUAUAUCUGUACGUAUGUCCAAUAUAUCUGGAGGAAAAUCUGA